Helicoverpa armigera (cotton bollworm) is the source of this 2174-nucleotide messenger RNA. RefSeq names its product UNC93-like protein. The record is from RefSeq and is a predicted model, not a curated record. Gene Ontology annotation, cellular component: striated muscle dense body; plasma membrane. Gene Ontology annotation, biological process: regulation of muscle contraction; regulation of potassium ion transport. The transcript is spliced from 11 exons. Bases 319 to 1818 code for a protein of 499 amino acids. NCBI's taxonomy places the organism in Eukaryota, Metazoa, Arthropoda, Insecta, Lepidoptera, Noctuidae. Gene Ontology annotation, molecular function: potassium channel regulator activity.
GUUCGGACACUCUGGCCCAACUCCCGCGCCGGUACAAUCACCACCGACUAUUGUUACGAAAAUUAUUUGCGAACAAAAUUAAGUGACACAAUAUUUUUGGCCGAAAGUGUAUUUGUUUAACGAUACAUAUAUGAAAACAAAAGUAUUUAAAAAUAAAGUUUAUUAUGUUAAGGGACUAGUUCUUUGAAGUAUUAUGAAAGUGUGUUCUACUUACGAUUGUGAUAUGGAUAAACCAUAGAGACAAACUGUCAUUAUUUUAAAGUUUUCGAAGGACGAACGACGCUUCAUUCCUGAGCGGGGAAAGAAUAACCCACCACAAUGCCAGAGACUUCAAUAAUCUUCGGCACAAACGAGAAAUGGCGCAUCAACCGCAACAUCCUAGUCCUGGGCUUCGCAUUCAUGGUGCACUUCACGGCGUUCCACGGCACUGCCAACCUUCAGAGCUCCGUGAACAGCGACGCCGGAGCGGGCGCGUUCACCCUGGCAGCUAUAUACUUCUCGCUUAUACUGUCCAAUAUACUGCUGCCUGCUGUGGUUAUUAAAUGGCUGGGCUGCAAGUGGGCAGUAGCAGUGUCAUUCAUAGCGUACAUGCCAUUCAUAGCUGCGCAGUUCUACCCGAAACUGUACACCCUCGUACCAGCAGGCAUGAUGGUGGGCUUCGGAGGAGGGCCGCUCUGGUGCGCCAAGUGCACCUACCUGUCUGUGGUAGCAGAACCGUAUGCGAAGUUAUCAGGAGUAUCAGCAGAGGUGCUGGUGGUGCGGUUCUUUGGUCUUUUCUUCAUGUUUUACCAAAUGGCGCAGAUUUGGGGAAACCUUAUUUCCUCGGCCAUUCUAUCGUCAACCCUGGGCGAUGAGCCGAGACUGUCGAACGAGACGACUCCAAGCGUGGCAGUUCUGCUGAGUAACGCGACCAGUGCCCCAACUGUUGACUUCGGAGCCACUUGCGGUGUCAACUUCUGCAGUGCUGAAGCUUCACAUGGCAACUCCAACUUGGAGCCUCCAUCAGCGCUGAAGAUCCAGGUGAUAGCGGGCGUGUACCUGGCUUGCAUGGCCGGGGCUGUUCUACUCGUGUCUGUGGGAGUUGACUCACUCACUAGGUAUACAUCAGGUCGUAAAGCAGCGUGUCAAGGCAAGUCAGGAGUCCGUCUGCUGGCAGUGACGCUCAAACAGCUGCGACACAAGUACCAGCUGUUACUGUUACCAGUCAUCGGGUACAUUGGCGCUGAGCAGGCGUUUAUGGCUGCUGAUUUUACUCAGGCGUUUAUCGGCUGCGCGUACGGCAUCAGCAACAUCGGCUACGUGAUGAUCUGCUUCGGCGUGUUCAACGCGCUCGCCGCCCCGGUCGCAGGCGCUCUCGUCAAAGUUACCGGCAGAUUUCCAGUAAUGGUUACUGCUUUGGUAUUGAACCUCUGUCUCCUGUCGGCGCUGUUGUCAUGGCGACCGGACCCGGAGCAGUGGCUGGUGUUCUACGCGCUCGCCGCCAUAUGGGGCACUGCUGACGCUGUGUGGCUCGUGCAAGUCAAUGCGCUGUCAGGCAUCUUAUUCCCCGGUAAGGAGGAGGCGGCGUACUCCAACUUCAGGCUGUGGGAGGCGACCGGCAGCGUGCUGUCCUAUGCCUCCGCACCGUACUUGUGUGUUAGGACUAGGCUAUAUAUUCUCUUCGGGUUCCUGCUGGUAGGCUUCUUGGGCUACAGCAUCAUCGAGCUGAUGGAGUACAGAGCGAAGAAGGCGCAUUACCUCGAGAGGAACUUCGAGCUCGUCAACAAGAAGUCAGAGAGUGAGGCGCUCAGGAAAUCGAAUGAUAAUGAUUGCGAUUAGAUGUUUUUAAAUACUAUUAUUCUGUGGUUAUUGUAUAUAUUGAGUAGUAUACAAGUCAAAGUUUUUUAUAGGAAACUAUUGAAUGGUAUGCGAACUUGUUUCACUGUUAAUUAGACUGUUUCAGAUUUCAUGAAGUUCUCCAAGAUUUGACAAGUGAUCGAUCAAUCGAAUCAAAUAAACUUGGAUAUCAUUUAUGUAUAUGUUCUAUCGAAGUAUACUUAUGUAAAAAUAACUUUGAUUCAAACUAAUUUAGCUACUGACUAGGUAUAUUUACCUCCAUUAUUUGUGUAUCUGUUGGACAAGGCUAGGCAGGCAGAUGAUUGUGUAUUUUUUUUAACUAGAUUUUAAGUAUUUUU